AUGAGCAUGAAAUGGCUUUUUCAGCCAAGUCGCCAAGUAGCAGAGCAGCCCGAUCAAAAUGUAAAGUUAGCUACACCUGACCAAUUUACUUUUACUUGGAGGGUUAAAGAUUAUCAUGAGAUAGCAGAUCUAUAUCCGACUGGAAGAUGGUUUUAUAGUGAUAGUUUUGCUGAACCAAAUCAAGUUCAGCUAAAAGGUGUUGGAUUAGAUUCAUCGGAAUAUUUAUGGCGAAUGUGCAUGUAUCCGAAUGGAGUUUCUCCAAAUGAUAAUAACUAUUUGGGAUUAUUUUUGAAGGCUAUUCCAACAGAUCAUGAAAGAGAUGGAAAUUCUUCUGGAAGGGAACGAACUUAUGCAUUUGAAGUAUAUCGUUUAGAAUCUCCAACGUCGUUAGGUUCGGCUGUUGCUCCAACUCCUGUUUUAUUGAAAAAUGAAAAAUUUUCGAAGACAAGAUUUGGAUUUGGAUCUGAUCAAGUGUUUGGACGAAGGCAAUUUUUAAAAUUAUCUGAAGUUUAUCCAGAUCCAACAAGCAAAUUUGAUUUAAUAGUGAGAGUUCGUAUCACUAACGAAGAAAAUGCAGCUUUGUUAGCAGCAGCUUUAGAUGUGCCUCACGUAGAAUUCCCUUUAGCUGCUCAAAUUCCUCGAUAUUUUGAUGAUGAACGUUUUUGUGAUGUUGAAUUUACUUUUACAUGUGGGUCAAGGAUUAGAGCACAUCGUAUAAUUUUAGCGUCACAAUCGAAAUAUUUUGAAUCUUUGUUAAGUGGACAAUGGGUUGAAGGCCGGAAUAAAACAAUUCCGAUAAAGGAAAUCGAUUAUGAAAUUUUUAGGUGUGUAAUGUAUUAUCUUUACACAGGAAAAUUAGAAGAGAAUCUGGAAUUGGAUACUUUUAAGGCUGCCUAUAUGAAAGCAGAUAUGCUUGGUUUAGAAGCAUUUGGAAAGUUACUUGCUAUUCGAAUCGCUGAAGAUGUAAAUGCCGAUAAUUGGGAUGAAAUCCUGUUGUUGGGAUGGCAAAUGGGUGACACAUGUCUGAAGUCUGCUUCUUUGGUAUUUUUAACGACAAGGUGGGAUGAACUAAAGAAUACAGAAAACAUGCAACGUGUUGUAGGUUGUGGAAAUAUUGAUUGGAUAGAAGAAAUGAUAGCUGCUAAAAUUUUUGGUGUUCAUGGUAUGCAUGAUUCAAGUCGAAAAUGUCGAAAGUAA
This is a messenger RNA of Rhizophagus irregularis DAOM 181602=DAOM 197198, 1197 nucleotides long. RefSeq lists its product as uncharacterized. Gene Ontology annotation, molecular function: protein binding. NCBI's taxonomy places the organism in Eukaryota, Fungi, Glomeromycota, Glomeromycetes, Glomerales, Glomeraceae. The record is from RefSeq and is a predicted model, not a curated record.